Molecule: messenger RNA, 1761 nt
Organism: Besnoitia besnoiti
Lineage: Eukaryota; Apicomplexa; Conoidasida; Eucoccidiorida; Sarcocystidae
Exons: 4
Coding region: 1-1761 (586 amino acids)
Molecular function (GO): protein binding
Source: RefSeq, a predicted model, not a curated record
AUGGCAAAUCAUGUACAGCGCUUUUCACAAGGGGAGACCCAUGUCAAUGCUUGCGGCGGAAAAUGCUGUAGGGGACGGGAAAUCCUCCAGCAGCCAGACAUCGUUGGACAGAUUCUCUCAUGCCUCCCGUGGCGCGAGAGACGUCGACUAGCAGCUGUGUGCGCGUCGUGGCAGCAGGCGGCGGAGAACGCCAUUUGCUGGACAGACCUCGACUUGACGUUCGCUGAUGCGACUACAGCUGUCACCAGCUUGGCCCGCUCAGCAAGGCGUGCCCGCCUGCCCGCCUCUACACUAGAAGUAAUCGGAAGGCAUAAGCAGAACCCCUUUGCCUUCAGCUUUGCAAGCAGUCCGCCGCCUUUCAGGUGGAUUCAGACCCUACAGUUAUCCGUCUACUCGAGCGAAGAGGCGGCGGCCGUCGUCUCCCAGUUGCUGUUUCAUACAGUUGAAACGCGAAAUGCUCCUUGCUCACCCAAAAUCCCAAGUCAAACACAGUUUCCGGAUCCUCCCGGUGCCUUUGGAGAGCCCUCCUUUCAAGAGACACAGGGAGCCGGCGCGCUGAUGCCUGGUCUUCGACGGCUUGAUAUCUACCGUGGCAUUGGAGCAAGAGGCGCCGGCGUCUUUCAGAUAGACACUCCUCUCCACAUAUUGGAGACCCUUCCGUCCUCUUUUCCGCCGGAUCCCAGCUGGUGUCGGUACAACGGCAGCGUGUGCUGUUCGUCGGCGUUCAGUGAACUCGGUGCGACGAUAUGGCCGUCGCCAUGCUUCUCUUCGACAAGCACUGCAGAGGAUUCAUCUGCGACUCCUCGAGACUUGUCUCCGUCGUACUCGUGCGCCGUUGAUCCCACCGCAUCCCAGGAGGCUGCCAGGGUGUCAUUGCUCCCUUCAGCAGCGUCCCCCUCGUUGCCGCACUCCGGGUUCGGACCCCCGCAUGGCUUCCGGCUGCCAGCUGCAGCUCUUCGACUGGAUGCGGAGUUCAUUGAGUCCUCCCUAACACACCCUCUUAGCCCUUCAAGUCUGCGCCCCAAACCGCAAGUUGCCGAGAGUCUAGCGUCUGCAGCACCUCGCGCUGCACUUUCUGCGGAUCUUGUGCCUUGCGGCUUGGCACGGCUGGCGUCGCUCGAGUGCUUGGUCGUGGAGACACCCCUACCAGCUGCUUUGAUGCGGGGCCUGAGGGGGCGGCUGCCGCGACUUCGGCAUCUGAGCGUGACGCAGGUCAUGCAUUGCGGUCGCCGGCCUGCGGCAAGGAGUGGAAGUGAAGCCACUACAAUCGCAGAGGCGCCACCGCAGUUUGAAACUCUGAGCGUGCUCCGUGAGGUCCUUGAGACCCUCCCGAGCAACCAGCUACAGACCUUGUGUGUAUCGUUUGCAUGCGUCUCGGCACCCGAAUACUAUUUCGCCCGCUGCUGGCAGGACCGCGACGCGAACGAGGCUGAUCAUCACGGUAGUGCCCUCCAAGAUCACGCCGGUCCUUGGGAGCCUCUGAUUGAGCGGGUCAACCAAGCCCUUCAAUACGAGGGCGCCGCAUGGAGGCAAAACGCUUCACGACGAACUACCCUGCAAGGGAUACUCGAGGAAGAUGGCGACGAGGUCGUGGAUCUGCUGACAGAGUUCCAGGCUGCGAGUCUGGAAACAAUCUGGCUCCCGGAUACCGCGGUGUCGUAUGCGACCCUCCAGCGAUUCCUGACGCAGUGCACGAAACUCAGCUCGUGGCAUGUGCCUGGUUGGGCUGCCCUUCUGAGUGCCAUGGCCCCGGUGCCGUAG